CAGUCUGUCGAGUAACCGGUCGCUCUAGCGUUUCUCGCUUUCCGUUCCUUCUGCUAUCGUUAAACUUCUUCCUACCUUAUUGUUAUUUUUAUUCUUAAUUAUUGUCAUUCUUAUUCUUGUUAUUCUUCGUUCAUUUUCAUAACGUUCACCUGAAAUUUGUCGCAUAUGGAUUUUUUGGCGGAGUCCAUAACCGAAUUUUCCCUUGAACAGUGUACGUACGUGUUACGAAGAAACGUCAAAUAGCAACGUGUUGACUGUUUUCUCUCGCGAGAUUUCUUCAUAACGGAGGGAAGAGAGAGAGAGAGGUGAGGUGGUCUAUGAUCGGUAACGACACUAUACGCGUCUAUUACGAUUGAGUAAGCGUUGCUCGUUCCUAGAGUGUCAAAGAUCGUUUUAUGCAAGAUCGCGAGAUAAGAAUUGUUUUGCUUACUUCGAAUUUGGAUGCGUCUGUCGAUUGACAUUGCUUUCGGUGACGCGGCAUGUUCCGAAGCAUUCAAGAGAUUGCGAAGGAAUCGUUUUCAUUGUUCGAAAAGGAUGUCAACGACAUCGGGCGGGGGGGAGUUCUAUGAGGAUUCGAGAGAGAAUCAAAGAGGAGAAAAGUGAGAUCUUUCGAAAAGCCAAUAAGGAGGCAAACGCGAGGACAAGUAGGUACUCGUCGAGGUGAUGUUGCUGGAGUCGCGAACCUUCGACGGCAGGAAGAGAAACGGACUGACACUGACUUCAUUCGUGGGUGGAGACGGCGGUCGGAGCGGAGGAGGAGGUGGAGCUGAAGGAGGAGGAGGAAGAGGAGGAGGAGGAGGAGGAGGAGGAGGUGGCGGCGGUAGCGAGGAGGACGACGAGGAGUCGAGGGAUCAUCGCGUAUUUCUCGGCAGGAAAAUGCAGGGCGAAAGCGCCGCCGCCUCCGCGGUACCAACCGGAAUUUCCGGAUGUACAAGGGAUGACACCGAUGACAGCUCCAGUACCUCGCCCAAUGCCAGUCUCCUAAACAAUAUCAACAAUAAUUGCAACUCCAAUCGACAAUGCGCUACCGACUUCAGCAUCGCGGCCAUCAUGGCCAGAGAUUCGAGGCAGCAGCAGCAACAACAACAACAGCAACAACAGCAACAACAACAGCAACAACAGCAACAGCAACAACAAUCUCAAUCUCAAUCUCAAUCCCAAUCGCAUUCUCAACAACAAACUCAGCAGCAGCAGCAGCAACAUCACCAUCAUCAUCAUCAUCAUCAUCAUCAUCAUCGACAUUCGCAACAGCAGGCCGUCGGCGGCGGCAAGCUUCAUCAACACGAAAGGGAACCGAGCGGUUCUGGUAUCGUCCGUGGACCACCAUCGGUUCAGGAAUCGAUCAACGCCGAAGACGAACCGGAAACGGAUGACGCCGGAAGUACCAGUGGGAAGGGUGCCUCGCCCGUUAAUCCGUUGCUUCAGGAACGAUGGAAUUGCGAGGAGUUGAAGCACGUUGUUUGUCAUCUUGAAACCAAAGAUCUUUGGGAUAAAUUCAACGAACUAGGCACUGAGAUGAUCAUCACUAAAACCGGAAGGCGGAUGUUCCCGACCUGCCGCGUCUCCUUCAAUGGGCUGAAGGCGGACAGCCGGUACGCGGUGCUAAUGGAUAUCGUGCCGGUGGAUAACAAGAGGUACCGAUACGCUUAUCACAGAAGCUCAUGGUUGGUAGCAGGAAAGGCCGAUCCACCUGCGCCUGCUCGGCUUUACGUCCACCCAGAUUCACCGUUUACCGGUGAACAACUUCGCAAGCAGGUCGUCUCUUUCGAAAAAGUCAAGCUCACGAACAACGACAUGGACAGGCAAGGCCACCUGGUGCUGAACUCGAUGCACAAGUACCAGCCGAGGAUCCACCUGGUGAAGAGGCCGGAUUCGGGCACGGCCAAAUCCAUCGUUGAUCUCGAGAAGGAAUCGUACAAGACCUUCAUAUUCCCGGAGGCCAUAUUCACUGCUGUCACCGCCUAUCAGAAUCAGCUCAUUACCAAAUUGAAGAUCGACAGCAAUCCUUUUGCCAAAGGUUUCCGGGAUUCAUCGCGUUUGACCGACUUUGAGAGUUUCCCUUUCAGGGAAACGAUGGAGUCGAUGUUGGCGGAGCAGCAAUCCUUGAGGUUUCCGCAUCGAUUGCCAUUCGAGAUGGAACAAUUACAGGCCGGGGCCGUUAGCAAUCUCAGUUUAGAGGAAAAAGCCUUGUGGGCAGCCCGUUCGCAAAUGUUGCUCAGAGCUGCAGCAGCGGUGGCGGUCAGUCCUUACGCUCAAUUGGUCAGUCCAUCUCUGGUUUAUCCUGGUACAACUGCUACUUCAGCCGCUGCUACCGCUGGAACGAGUCACCAUCAUCAACAACAGCAGCAGCAGCAGCAACAGCAACAACAGCAGCAUCACCAACAACAACAGCAGCAGCAACAACAGCAGCAACAACAACUCGGGCACCUGUGGUGGGCGUCUUCGAUAGGUCCGACGUUGUUCGCGGCAGCUCAUCACCAUCAACAACAACAACUGGCAGCUUCGAGCUCUCAGCAGGGUUCGGUGGUCGGUGGUCCAGCUGCACCAAGACCUCUUUAUCCGUCGGCCCUGGCGCUGGCGCAUCAUCGAUUCUCGCCUUAUCACACGGCAAGCACACCGAAAUCGGCGACGUCUGCAGCGCCCUCGCCCUCCCCGUCACCCUCCAGACGAGCCACACCCUCGCCGACGGACAGUUUGAGCAGAGAGGCCCAGGAUCUUUCUCCCUCGUAGUCGGAACCUCCUCCGAAACACGGGAGACAUUGUUACGCGUUGCCUCGCGUAUGUUUGCCAACUUAUUCGCAUCCGAAUGUUUUCCUAUGCGUUGUGCGUUGUGCCGGUGCGCGGCUUCUUUGUUUUAUCCUCCUCGUCGAUUUUUGAACGAGAGAAGACCGAUGCAGGUGCGAACGGAGGAAGAAAGUCGAAAAGUGCGUGUUAACAUAUAGUUGGACGAACGAUCGCUUGUGUUCCGUGAAAGCUCGUCAAAUUUGGAAGACGAUGAACGUCCGAUUCGAGCCAAGAGCGAAUACCGAACGACGAAUGGUAAUUGUGGUGGCAAAGGUCCCAUUGGGGCCAACAAAAUGUGCGACUCUGAGCUUGUUGAACGAAAGAGCAGGAAGAGAGAGAGAGAGAGAGAAAGAAAGAAAGAGAUAGAGAAAGAUAGAAUGAAGUCUUCUUGCGCGACCCAUGACCUAUUCUAAGAAUGCUGGCAACCGUGGAGGAUUUCUUUCUUGAUUCUUGUCGAAUGACUAGUCGUUUUCUGUUUCUCUCACGCGUCGACUUUUUUUUAUUUUACGUUUCUGUCUACGUAUCAACCUUUUUCAUAUCAUCGAUCUCCUCGGUCACCGCUGAAACGCCUUUAUCUUUUCUAACGACGAAACGCUGAAAGGAAACGUGGUCUUCUCUUUUGAAAGAACCAUACUAUCUUUAUCGUUUCGUUUGACGGAUAUAAAUAGCAAGUUGUUUGAAACGCACUCGACACAGGAAUGCCUUCGUCCAUCGAUGAAUUUUAUUCAUAAUUUGAUCUUUCUUCGACUCGAUGUAAAAAAGCGAUUUGUAAGUGAGAAAAGAAAGCAUGAGGGGACGGGAAAACGACUUUAUCGUAUUAAUAACGAACGGAAAAAUUUAUUAUGUUGUAAAUAUGUAUUCCUUAUAAUUUUAAAAUAACGAUAUAAGCCAAAAUAAUGCGUAGGUAUAUUCACAAAGGAUGCGUCGUAUGACGGCAUCCGCAUAUAUGCGAAACACAUGUAUAUACAACGUCAAACACACACACGUAUACUUAUAUAUAUAUAUAUAUAUAAAAAUGUACAUAUGAAUAGCUAUAAAAGAGUAUAGCUGUAUCAUAGGUAUGUUAUAAUACUCUUAGGUCGCAAAUUGUACGUGUACAAAAUUAUACAUCUACUACCAACCUGUGUUAUGAUCUACAUUGCUAUUAUCGCGUAACGUAGGUACGAUUAUUUGCGACCUGUCAGUAUUAUUGCUCUCCAUUCCUGUAAAAUAAGCUGUAUAUUUCAUCUCACAAUUUAUCGUUAUUGUUAUUUAUGUUUCGGUUCGGUAUACUGCGCGUGGAAAAAAUUUUAAAUAUUUCGGAUCUCGUGAUACGCUUAUAAUUGGUUACAGAAAAAGAAAAGAAAGAAAAUAAAGAAAAGCGCUUCUAUUUAAGAGUACAAAAGAUUGUCAUUCAUUCAGAGACGAUAGGUGAUUCGUGUACUAUUAACGAUAAGUGAUAUGAGAGAGAGAGAGAGAGAGAGAGAGAGAGAGAGAGAGAGAGAGAGGCGUACGCAAGAACGUCGUUUUGAGAAUAUUCCAGCGUCGUUCUGACGAUUAUUAUUAGCGUAAAAAGUGUUGAUAUCGUUAAUGCUUGUGUUGUGAAAAAAAUGCAUAUCCAUUGCUGUGCAAGCUGCAUCCUUGUAAAUAAAUUCCAAUAAAUUCUUGUA
This is a messenger RNA of Polistes canadensis, 4433 nucleotides long. RefSeq names its product T-box protein H15-like. Gene Ontology annotation, cellular component: nucleus. The transcript is spliced from 6 exons. The record is from RefSeq and is a predicted model, not a curated record. The coding region runs from base 664 to 2730 and encodes 688 amino acids. Lineage: Eukaryota; Metazoa; Arthropoda; Insecta; Hymenoptera; Vespidae. Gene Ontology annotation, molecular function: DNA-binding transcription factor activity, RNA polymerase II-specific; RNA polymerase II cis-regulatory region sequence-specific DNA binding. Gene Ontology annotation, biological process: heart development; regulation of transcription by RNA polymerase II; positive regulation of DNA-templated transcription.